AUGCCGACGUUCGGGUCACUGCUCAAGAAGAAAAAGACGCAUUCGACAGGUUCGAAGGAGUUGUCCGCUUCGUCUACUGCUGCAAGUGCCGAAGCUCCCACCACAUCAGCGUCCGAUAAACCCGCCGACGAAACGGAGCAGUCAAAGGAAUCGAACGACAGUAACAUCAACAGUGCUGGAUCGACCGGCGCCGAGGCAAGCAACAAUACCAAAAGUGGUUCGAACGACAUUCAGAUGACAUUGAAUUCGUCAACAAAUCAACAAAUUGCGCAAGACGCAAAUAAUUCCUCUUCACACCACCAUUAUCUGCCGAAUAUUGGCAGUAUAAAAAGCAUCAUUAACCCGACGCACCAUCAGCAUGGAAACGACGUACAGGGACAAGACCAUGCCGAGCACACCAACAACAACAACAAUAACAACAGCAGCACACAAAACUAUGUCCAAACCUCACAGGGCCAAUUGCCGAAGUCGCAAUCCAGACAGACCAAAGGGAAAUAUUCUCUGGAAGAUUUCUCGCUGCAGCGAACUUUAGGAACCGGAAGUUUUGGCCGCGUGCAUUUGGUGCAGUCGAGGCAUAAUCAUCGCUUCUAUGCGAUCAAGGUGUUGAAAAAGGCCCAGGUGGUCAAGAUGAAGCAGGUGGAGCACACGAAUGAUGAAAGGAGGAUGCUUCAGAGAGUGAAGCACCCUUUCCUCAUCACCCUCUGGGGUACUUUUCAGGAUUCGAAGAAUCUAUAUAUGGUUAUGGACUUUGUUGAAGGCGGAGAGCUGUUUAGUCUGCUCCGAAAGUCGCAGAGAUUCCCUAACCCUGUGGCUAAAUUCUACGCUGCUGAAGUGACAUUGGCUCUGGAAUAUUUGCAUGCACAGCAUAUUAUAUACCGAGAUCUCAAGCCCGAGAAUUUGCUGCUGGACCGGCAUGGGCAUUUGAAGAUUACCGAUUUUGGAUUUGCCAAAGAAGUUCCGGAUAUCACAUGGACAUUGUGUGGAACGCCGGAUUACCUUGCACCGGAGGUUGUGUCCUCCAAGGGAUAUAAUAAAUCAGUAGACUGGUGGUCAUUGGGCAUCCUCAUAUUCGAGAUGCUUUGCGGCUUUACGCCGUUCUGGGACAGCGGAUCCCCCGUCAAGAUAUACGAGAAUAUCCUCCGAGGCAAAAUAAAAUAUCCUCCAUACAUGCAUCCAGAUGCCGUUGAUCUUUUGUCGCAGCUCAUCACCCCAGAUUUGACAAAGCGACUGGGCAACCUUCACGGGGGCCCGGAGGAUGUCAAGAAUCACCCUUGGUUCGCCGAGGUGACUUGGGACAGAUUGCUGAGAAAGGAUAUUGAUGCUCCGUAUGUUCCGCCUGUGAGGGCCGGACAGGGAGAUGCCAGUCAGUUUGACAAGUAUCCCGAGGAGAACGAAGCAUAUGGCAGUACCGGAGAAGACCCAUAUCAUAAUCUUUUCACCGAAUUUUGA
This is a messenger RNA of Talaromyces marneffei, 1449 nucleotides long. RefSeq lists its product as uncharacterized. The transcript is spliced from 4 exons. Gene Ontology annotation, biological process: peptidyl-serine phosphorylation. Gene Ontology annotation, molecular function: ATP binding; cAMP-dependent protein kinase activity. Gene Ontology annotation, cellular component: nucleus; cAMP-dependent protein kinase complex. NCBI's taxonomy places the organism in Eukaryota, Fungi, Ascomycota, Eurotiomycetes, Eurotiales, Trichocomaceae. The record is from RefSeq and is a predicted model, not a curated record. Bases 1 to 1449 code for a protein of 482 amino acids.